Molecule: messenger RNA, 3411 nt
Organism: Paramormyrops kingsleyae
Lineage: Eukaryota; Metazoa; Chordata; Actinopteri; Osteoglossiformes; Mormyridae
Gene: hmmr
Product: hyaluronan-mediated motility receptor (RHAMM)
Cellular component (GO): membrane
Molecular function (GO): hyaluronic acid binding
Source: RefSeq, a predicted model, not a curated record
AGUUUCACUCAUUGGUUAUGACGUUAGUUUAAAAUUUGCAGCGGGGCCAUAUUCUUCUGGAUGUUGGUCGUUUAAUAUCUUCUUUAGCAUUAACCAGCGGGCUAGCGAGCCUUUGGACGUUGUCACUCAGGACGUAAAAGCUUCUCCUAAAUUACAAUGUCUUUUUCGAGAGCUCCAAUAAAGAGAUUUAAUGAGCACAUCGGAUGCGCCCCGCCGCCGGGAUCCUACGAGGUGAAAACCGGCGAAGUGAAGGGCGCCGUCUCCUUCCGCAAAGCGGAGCGCUUCAGGGCGGCCAAGGCUGCCGACCUGGGGUCUCCAGCAAAAGACGUCUUGAUGUCUCCCAUGAGGCGGACCAUGUCCGCUGACGGGCUGGUUAGUGUUCAGUUUGCUGAAGGACUCAACCAAAGGAAGGAGAAGAGCAAUGUGUCGGCACAUAUUAGACAGCAGAAGUUAUUGGAGAGAGAGAUCCGCUUCUUGGUCCAGCAGCGUGGGGAGCAGGACCAUGUGCUGCAAACCCUGGAGGAGGAGACAAGGAAGAUGGAGGCUAAGUUACUGGCUGCUGUGAGGGAAAAAACUGGCCUCUCUUCCAAUGUGGCAUCUCUGGAGAGACAGAUGGGAGAGCUCAAGAAAGCCAAUGAGUUCUUAAAGGCCAAGGUUUCUGCAGAUACUGCCAAAAAGAGGAUUAACUCUCUGUCCCUGGAGUUAAUUGAAGCAAAAAAUAAGUUGGAUGUGAAAGACAAGGAGCUGAGCUACCUGCAGAUCAGCUUAGAAGGUCAGGUGAAGCUGCUGGAGAAGGAGCUUGAGACCUCGCGUGUGACUCUGGCGGCUGUGAAGGACAGGGACGGGGACCUGGACCAGCUCUACCAAGACCAUAAAGCUCAGAACGAGGAACUGACCACUGAGAAUGAUAAGCUGAAUGCUGUUAUCCACGAGCUGAGGAAUGACAUCGAAGUGCUGCAGGGGUACCUGGAUACGGCCAACGAGGAGAUCCAGUGUCUGCGUUUGAAGCUUCAAGAGAGCUCAUCUGAGGUGGACAGUAAAAUGUCUGAGUCUAUGGUAAAAUUAAGAGAUCUUGAGCACCAGCUAAAGCAGUGCACUGAAGAGCUGUCAGAAUCCCAGAAUGCACUUGGGGAGAAGGAGCGGGAGCUGGAGAGACGUGACAGGGCGCUGCAAGACUCCAGGAGUAUGUGUGGAGAGGGGGAGAGGCAGCUGGAGCAGCGGACUCAGGAGCUGCGAGAUUCCCGAAAUGCCGUGAGCCAUCAAGAGCAGGAGCUGGCCAGGCUCAGGGACAUCCUGAGGAGAACCGAGGAGGAACUGGACCAGCGGGUCGCCCUCCUUGGAGAAAGGUGCCUGCAUCUGGAGGAGGAGAGAGGUAAAACGCAAGAGGAAGGGCUGAGGAGAGUGGAAGAACUGAAAGCAGAGAUCACAUCUCUGCAGGACAAGACAAAGGCAGACCAAGAGUCAUACUGGCAGCUUCAGCAGGCCCACAGAGUCCUGGCUGAGCUUCUGGACGAAGAAAAGUCACGGGCAAGCUCGCUGUCGGACUUGGUGGAGCGUCUGCAGGCGAAGACGGAGGCGGAGCGCUGCCAGCUGGAGUCGGAGCUUGAGGAGGUCCUGGAGGAGGUGUCUCAGCUGGAGGCGCAGGAGCAGCGCAGCGAGGAGGCCAUGCAGCACCUGGAGCAAGUGAACCGGGAGUUGCAGAUGGAGCUGAAGACGGUACAGGCUGAGGUGGAGAGAAAGCAUUUGGAAAGGGCAGAACUAGAAGAGCGCCACCACUUGGAAAUGAGAGAACUCCAAGAGGGACACAGCCUGUCCUGGAAGAGGACUGGAGAGAUGGCCACUGAGCUUGAGAGCACCAAGAAGUCGUUGGCUGGCUCGAUGCCCCUCGUAAAGGCUCGAUGCCAGGAGCUGGAGAAGGAGGUGAAGGAGGUGAAACAGCAGCUGCAGGACAGCCAGCUUUCCCUAGGCAAAGCUACAGAUGAUCAUGCCAGGGCAUUGCUGGAUGUGCAGACAAGGUUGGCUGAGAGGGAUGCAGAGCUUCGGAGCACAGCAGAAAGUCACACCUCAGUGGUGGUCCAGCUCCAGUGUCAGGUGGACCAGGAGAAGACAGAAAGCCAGGAGCUCCAGGGACUGCUGGAGCAGGAGCAGUCAGAGAAGGAGUCUUUGAAGGAGUCACUGGAGACGCGUCUUGCAGAAAUCAAGGAGCUACAGACCCAACUGGAAGAGCUGCAGCAGGAGAAGCAGGAUCUUCAAAGACAGACAGAGCAGGAAAAAGUGGACCUGAAGAAGCAGAUGGAGGAUGAGAAGAGAGCCAUUCAAAAGGAAAUGGAAAGUGAGAGACUGGAGUUGGAGAAGCAGAUGGAGCAGGAGAGGUGUGAUUUUGAGAAGCAGAUGGAGGAAAGGAUCAACUAUGAGGGGCUGAACGAGCCUGAGCUCCAGAAGGGCGCUGCAGACUCCACAGAGUUGGGCAUCUGGCGAGAGCGCUACGAAGAGCUCUACGCCAAAGUUAAACCUUUCCAGGAACAACUGGAUAGCUUCUCAGAGGAGCGGGAUGCCCUACUAAACAAGAACGGGGCCACGCAGGAGGAGCUGAACAGGCUGGCAGAUGCUUAUGCGCGUCUCCUGGGGCACCAGAAUCAGCGGCAGAAGAUCAAGCACGUGAUGAAGCUCAAGGAGGAGAACAUCUCCCUCAAGCAGGAAGUGUCAAGGCUCAGGGCUCAAAUGACACGGCAGAAGAAGGACGUGGAGCAGCUGAAGGCCAGUCAGGUCCCUCGCAGGUUUGACCCAAGCAAAGCCUUCAAACAUGAGAGCAAAGAGAACCAUCACCCCCCUUCGAUCCUCAGGCAAGAAAAUUAGUCUGUACUGGGUUCCUGGACACCCUGGAGUCCAUGGCGAUCAUGCAGGGGCGGUGCCUGUGUGUGUUUCCGUAUCGCCUGGCAGCCAGCUGAGGAGAUUGGUGUUUGUGUGUAGGGGACCUGUACCUUUGAUAAGCACUGACCUCAACUACUGGGUCUAUGGGCUUUUUCAUAGGGUUCAUGUCACUGUAUAUAUGGUUUCUGUUAAAUGACUGCAAACAUAGAUGUGAAUAUUAACUAUUUGGGAUUGGAAUUUUUACUAGUAUGUUUCACCCUGUUUCUGCCUAAUUGUGGUAAAUGUUUUGUGUCCUGAGAGUAAAGGGAUACAUGUCUGUACAUCAACUCCUUUUGAUUGAUUUUGGGAUUUUAAGUUUGAGUCUCUCCACUGAACCAUUUAGAGUCAAAUCUGCAUUCUCAAUAUCAACCAUAAUUUUCUGUAAAAUAUUUGUGUGUUUGUAACAUUGUCUGUGAACGUCUAAAUUAAGUAUUAAACAUUGUUUUUGUUCUGGGGACUUAAGACAACUGAAAACAUUAAAAUAAAUUUGCUUAAAGCACA